Pseudophryne corroboree (corroboree frog) is the source of this 960-nucleotide messenger RNA. RefSeq names its product olfactory receptor 5AR1-like. Gene Ontology annotation, cellular component: membrane. Gene Ontology annotation, molecular function: odorant binding; olfactory receptor activity; G protein-coupled receptor activity. Gene Ontology annotation, biological process: G protein-coupled receptor signaling pathway. The record is from RefSeq and is a predicted model, not a curated record. Lineage: Eukaryota; Metazoa; Chordata; Amphibia; Anura; Myobatrachidae. The coding region runs from base 1 to 960 and encodes 319 amino acids. The transcript has a single exon.
AUGGAUGAAUGUCCAAACAGUACAGUGACUGAAUUGUACAUUGUAGCUUUCUCCACCUAUGAAGAAGGACAACUUGUGCUAUUCAUUGGCGUUUUACUUAUGUAUCUAAUGACUGUGACUGGGAACAUAUUAAUUGCUAUACUUAUCUGCCUGGUGCCCCAGCUCCAUACACCAAUGUAUUUCUUCCUGUGUAACCUAUCAGUUGCAGAUAUCGCAUAUGUUUCAAGCACUCUUCCUAAGCUGUUGUCUAUAUUUGUAACAAAGGACAAUAGGAUGUCCUUUCCAGCCUGCAUUAUUCAGGUCCUCUGGUUUACAUUAUCUGUUAUUUCUGAUAUUUUCACUCUGACCUCUAUGUCAUAUGACCGAUAUGUAGCAGUCUGUAAGCCCUUACAAUAUCAUCUGAUCAUGAAUAGGAGAAUGUGCAUUAUAAUGGCUGCUCUCUCCUGGCUUAUAUCUGCUGUAAACUCACAAAUGUAUGCAAUCCUCACAUCCAUGUUAUCUUUCUGUUCAUCACACAAAAUUGACCAUUUCUUUUGUGACAUAAAAUCAUUAUAUACAAUCACAACUAGUGACACUACAAGCAGGGAAAUUCUUAUGUUAUUUGAUGAUAUAUUUCUUGCUUUUCUACCAUUUUCUCUCACUAUAAUUUCCUAUGUAUAUAUAAUCUCAACCAUAGUGAAGAUCCAUUCUUCAGGGGGACGUUUCAAAGCCUUCUCCAGCUGCACCUCCCAUCUCACCACUGUCAUAUUAUUCUAUGGUCCAGUAAUCUUCUUGUAUGUUAAACCACAGUCUGAACAUGAUAAAGAGCAGGACAAGAUGUUGUCAUUACUCUAUAUGGCUGUAGUACCAAUGUUAAAUCCAUUUGUCUAUAGCUUAAGGAACAAAGAGGUUUUGGGAGCCAUAAGAAAAAUUACCAGAAUCAAGAGACAAUUGCUUUCCAUGCAAUCAUUUGAAAAAUAA